Molecule: messenger RNA, 1651 nt
Organism: Nematolebias whitei (Rio pearlfish)
Lineage: Eukaryota; Metazoa; Chordata; Actinopteri; Cyprinodontiformes; Rivulidae
Gene: rnf115a
Product: ring finger protein 115a
Exons: 9
Coding region: 27-974 (315 amino acids)
Biological process (GO): positive regulation of DNA-templated transcription; protein ubiquitination; ubiquitin-dependent protein catabolic process
Cellular component (GO): cytoplasm; nucleoplasm
Molecular function (GO): ubiquitin protein ligase activity
Source: RefSeq, a predicted model, not a curated record
UGCUGCUUGCUUCUGCUCUGGGGAAGAUGGCGGAGGCUUCGGCUGUCCCCCCACAUCGGUUUUUCUGUCACUGUUGUAAGGGAGAAGUUAACCCCAAACUCCCGGAAUACAUCUGUCCAAGAUGUGAUUCGGGUUUCAUAGAGGAAGUCACCGAGGAUUCCAGUCUCCUCGAGGGCAGCGCAAACGGGAUAGAUGACACAGCCACACAGUUUGCAGAGCUAUGGCACCUUUUGUUACUGGAGCGGCCGUUCACAGCAGACAGAGACAGUCCCGACUCAGAACCUCGACUCCCAGGAGGACGUCUCGGGGGGUUCAGCGAUUUCGGGGGUCUGGGAGGUGGAUCAGUCGGUGGAUCUGUCCCAGCAGGUCUAGGAGGACCCAUGGGGGCCCUAUUAGGAGCCGGUGACCACUGGGGACCCGGGCGUCCACCUCGUCUACACAGCCAAAGGAGAUACAGGUCCAGAGGCAGCAGUAGGCCGGAUCGCUCGCCUGCUGUGGAAGGGAUUGUACAACAGUUUCUUGCUGGUCUCUUUGCCAACUCUGGGGUUCCUGGCUCCCCACCUCUGUCGUGGACAGGGAUGCUUCACUCCAACCCAGGAGAUUAUGCAUGGGGGCAGGGGGGGUUAGACGCUGUCAUAACUCAGUUACUUGGUCAGUUGGAGAACACCGGACCUCCUCCGGCAGAGAAAGAGAAGAUCUCUUCCCUCCCAACCGUCAGCAUCACUCAGGAACAAGCAGACUGCUGCAUGGAGUGUCCAGUGUGCAAAGAGGACUUCGCGGUGGGAGAACCAGUCAGACAGCUACCCUGUAACCACUUCUUUCAUUCAGACUGUAUAGUACCGUGGCUGGAAAUGCACGACACGUGUCCAGUGUGUAGGAUGAGUUUGAACGGAGAAGACAACAGCAGCCAGACCCCCUCAGAGUCCCCCUCCCUCUCCACGGACCCCCGCACACAGGAGAGAUGGUCCUUUUGAGACGCCCGCCUCCCUCAUCUUCCUGUCUCCAUCCUCACGUCCCACAGAACGCUUCAGUUUUCCUUCGAUGCAGUCAUCAUAAUCUGACUCUUUAUAUGUUCAGGUUCAGUUUUGAUGCCUUCUCUUGUUCCAGUCAUGCACCCGAAACGGACGUAACAAAUCAUCGUGGUUUGAUUGAUUCCCUUUGCUGACAAACCAGAGUAGAUCGAUGUUCUUCUCACCAGAGUUUCCUCGAUUUCUGCAAGUAAACUCCUUUUACGUUUCUUUAAACGAGCUGCUGGAAAACAAAAUCAUGGGAAACAACGUUGACCCCGAACACCUUUUACCAUCGUGAGAGAAACGUUUUGCUUUUUGUCGGGAAUUAUUUUAUUUUGUCUUUUUUGGGAUGAGUUGCUCCUCCAAGGUAAAUGAGCUCAUGUUGUCAACACUGUAGUGUUAAUAAAUAUAUUUUUAGGACAAACAGAAACCAAACUUAACUUAAAAACUCCAUCCAGUCUGAAUUUAUCAGAGUUCGUCCCUCCCGGUGUACAUAUUACAAACCGAUGACAACCCUCCAUUUUAGUCCGCUCAUGACUGUUUGAACAUUUUGAUUCACUUUUAAUGUAAAUAAUUUUAGUUCAUCAAUUUAAGAUUUGCAAAGUAAACGAACAGAACAUUGGAAAUGCAAAUGUGAAAUA